GACAUUGUCACAUAAACGUCACACAAUCGCAUAUGUACAGUCUAUGCGAAAUGUUUUUAUUGAAUUAUUCAAGGUGUAGAGGAGCCAGGUCUCUAAGAAUCCGUGAGCACAUAAAAAGAGACAGAAAACGAGUCGCCCAUGUACAUCCUUGUUCAAUCGCGCAUGCGAGAAAAAGAUAAAAGAUGGAUGUACCCCUCGCUCUACCAUUUUCUUUCUUUUUCUAUCAGCUCAUACUUCCUCAAAGGGGCUGCUACGCCUCUUCAGCUCUAUGCAUAUAAUCUCUUUGGAAUUAUUAGCCAUAUGGAGGGACUAACUUUUGACUGGGACUUGUUCGAUAAAACCACCUUAAUUAAUUUAUCCAAAGAGUGAUAAGUGCCGAUCGAAGAACACCAUGGUUACUUCGUAACAAACAAAUAGCUUCUCCAGCAUUCUUUUUAGCAUUUAACUGGCAGUUUUAAACUAAAACUCAUCGAGUGUACAAAGCGAUCAUAUAAUAAUUGAUACAUUUGAUACAAAGAGACAAACUUAUAAAUUACGCUUAGAAAAAGAGCGUUUGUAUUUGUAACAAUAUUAUAGUGUAUUGAUUAAUAACAUUUAGACUAUAGACUGUGAUACAUUGUUAUUGAAUUUCUGUGGAUCAUGUUUGACUCAAAAAUUCUAACAUAUACCAUGGAUACCAAGAUACGAAAAAAGUGGCGGCUAAUGCACGCCACGGAUUUUCAAUCCUUAAUGUAUCCCUGCUUCGUCUUUUGUCGUAUUCUCGUAAUAUUCCCAUACAAGAUCGAUGCUUCGACUUUCAAGAUUUCAAAACCAUGCUACUUCUUGUCGAGCGUAAUUAUCUGCACUUGCUGCGUUUGUUACUUGAUACUCAUUCACAGUAUCAUUAUUUCUAAAACAUUUACCUACGGAGAUGUACCGAAAAACAUUGAAGUUGUUUGUUACUGUACGUUCAGUAGUUUCAUAGUAAUCAUCACGUUCAUCUUGAGCGGUCCACGAAUGCGCUUACUGCAAACCACUUUGGAAAUCUCUUCGAAAUUAUCAUCGGAAUCGUAUCAGAAAUUAUCCAGAAUAAUUCAUGUCAAGGACAUCUUGUGCCUCAUCCUCCUAAUUAUGCAGGAAUAUCUGUUUUUUUUUAAAGUGCACCCGCAGUUAGAAGUGAAUUGUUUAAAUGUCCUAUUCGGAAUGUAUAUAAACACAGUGGUAUUUCAGAUGAAUAUGUUAUACAUAAAUUGUGUUUGUGUAUUAAAAACCUGUUUCAAAAGUAUCAAUGACAAUUUGAUGCAAAUGGAAAGACUUAUGGUAAACAAUAUAGAGCUAUGCGUUACCAGUUUAAUUUGCCACGUGCAGAAGAAUCAAUUUUUGCUGAAAGAACUCAAAACCAUGAAGAAACAACAUCUAAUGAUUAGCGAAACCGUGCGAGUGCUGAAUUUAAUUUUCAGUCUGCAACUUCUUGCUACUGUAAGCAUAUCCUUUAUUGAAAUCACUUUUGAACUCUAUUUCUAUAUAGUACGCUGGAAAGAUGGUGUAUUUAUUACCUUUGACUGGUAUUUUCUUGAUGUAUUUUUAACAUCCAUGGUGUAUUAUAUUUUAAAACUAACGCUAAUUGUUUGGGCCUGCGAGACUAGCAAGAAUCAAGCCCAAGAGAUUGGUACCACUAUUUAUAGCGUACUUAAUAAUACCAGAAAUGAACAAAUCAAAGACGAGUUGGAGUUGUUUUCUUUGCAAAUAUUGCAUUGCAAAAGUACAUUUUCGGCGAAAGGUCUCACUAUAGAUGCGACGCUUCUCACGGCAGUAAGUAAUCAUUUAUUUGUUUUAAUUAUUAAGAUGUAUAUAUUGUUUAUCUUUCUUAUUUCGUUUUCAGAUGUUCGGCAGUAUCACGACAUACAUAUUAAUUUUGAUACAAUUUUUAAUUACGUCACAUUCUUGUGAUGAAAAAUCUGUAAUCAACAAUACAUGAGUAAUUUAAUCGUAAAAAAGAAGAUAUGUAUUAAUAAAAAAAAGAGUUUUUUUCUA
Wasmannia auropunctata (little fire ant) is the source of this 2013-nucleotide messenger RNA. Its product is annotated as putative gustatory receptor 23a, isoform B. The record is from RefSeq and is a predicted model, not a curated record. Gene Ontology annotation, cellular component: dendrite; neuronal cell body; axon. The transcript has 2 exons. The coding region runs from base 640 to 1929 and encodes 429 amino acids. NCBI's taxonomy places the organism in Eukaryota, Metazoa, Arthropoda, Insecta, Hymenoptera, Formicidae. Gene Ontology annotation, biological process: sensory perception of taste.